AUGGAUAACGAUUCUAAAGAAAUUUUGAAUGGAAUUAAUCUACGAUUGAAUGAUAUUGAUCUGAAACUAUCAUUUGUUCUGGAACUGCUCACAAAUCGACUACCAGAAAAAUCGUCGAGAGAACAGCUGACAACACUACAGCUUCUGCAAUCUCAAUCACAUGAAAUGAUGAGUGAUCGUAGAAAUAUCAGCAGCUUCCCAGGUUCAAAAGAUCAGCGACAAGAGCAGACAUCAGCAUUUGCCGUAGAAGAUACGGUUGGUGAAAUAGCCUUCGGCAACACUGUUCCAUCGUUGCAAGUGGACAACAAUGAAAAAUCGGUUCAGCGACUGCAAGAUGAUAUAUUACCAGAAACGUCGUCCAUUUCGACUAGAGGAAGAUCAACAGCUGGCGUCACGGCAAUCAACGAUAGCGAAGGCGACGAGGAAGAAGUUGAUGAUUAUGACGAUGAGUUGGAUGAGGAUGUUGCAACAACAAACCAGGAUCGUGAGGUGAAAAUAAUUCAUGCAGAAAGCAAUUUUCCUGAAGGAGCGGUACGACGAGCUGCCGAAAAGGCAGCAAGAAGUUUUCAAAGUACUCAACCAAAAGUUUUUGCAUGGCAAAUAUUACGAGAAUCGGUUACUGAUCAAGAAUUGCGAAAUGUGCAUAUAUCCUUGAGAACAUUUCAUGGUGAAACUGCAGAGCAUCUCUUAUCUCGGCAAUUACCAAAGAUACGUCUGGUAGUGGAAGCAACAAUGUCCUAUUUCAAAUGGGAUCAACUGAGUGAUGAAAAUCAGUUAACCAAAGCUAAACUCUUAUUAAGUCAUCUAAAAAAUAACGCUAAGGUUCGGAAUUGGACUCUUAGAGAAGGACGUCCGAAUCGGAUAUCGAACACGAUGGAUGCGGUAUGGAAACGUUAUGCAGCUUUACUUGGACAAACCGGCCUUGCUACGGUCGGUUUAUUACCAAGCCAUAUAAGUCAGCUCAACCGAUGA
Molecule: messenger RNA, 972 nt
Organism: Cercopithifilaria johnstoni
Lineage: Eukaryota; Metazoa; Nematoda; Chromadorea; Rhabditida; Onchocercidae
Source: the annotation of a GenBank genome assembly